CUGUGUGCCAGGCAGCCAGUACACCGAGUCCAUCUGCACUGUCCUGCGUCCCAGAACGGAUGGGCGAACGCAGGCGCUGUAAUUUUCAACUCGCAAGAUGUACUGAGUAAACGGAUAGAAAAAACGAUACGAUUUAGCUUUUCAGGCAUAUCAUUCAAACAUUGCGGAUUGUAUUGCUUUCAACAAAACGGAGGCAAUAAUGGAGGAAUCCACAACACAGAAACUGGUGUGGGAUGGAGAUGCCAAGGUAGUCCAGCAGUGUCUCACGGAUAUUUUAACCAGCGUGUACACGACUUGCGACGUGCCAGAAAAUGCCAUUUUUGGACCUUGCGUUUUGAGCCACACUUCGUUGUACGACAGUAUCGCUUUUAUUGCGCUCAAAUCUACGGACAAGCGAACUGCGCCUUACAUUUUUAGGGUGGACACUUCGACAACCAGCUGCUCCUCUGAUGGUCUCAUGUGGUUACGGUUGGUCCAGUCUGCCAGGGAUAAGGAGGAGCAAAACCUCGAGGCCUAUGUGAAGAACGGUCAGCUGUUCUAUAGAUCCCUGAAGCGAAUUGAGAAAGAUGAUGAGUUACUGGUGUGGUACGGGAAAGACCUGAUCGAUCUCCUGCUGCUCAGUUUUAGCAGAGCUCAAGCAAAGAACAAAGGAUCUCCUCCAUUUGUGUGCACAGACUGCAACCAGCGAUUCCAGUUUGAGUUUCCCUUCCUGGCUCAUCUGAGAUUUUGUUGCGCCAAAAGACUACAAAGCAUCCACAGCCUAAAUGAGGACUCCAAACAUAACUGUGAGCAAGCUAACAUGGCUCUUGCAAGGUCUAGCCCCAAGUUGGCCAGGUCAGAGGUCUCCAUUACCUCACAGGAUGGAAAACCUUCCAUGGACUUCCACAACUUAGCCAGGGAUCUUGAAAACAACAGGACCAGUCCGACACACGGUAAAGAUGCUGAAAUUAGGAGCGAGAGCAACAACAAGAGGAAAUUUUCUGAUGUAGAGGAGAACAGGAAUGGAAGCUUGUCGCAGCCUUUCAAGUCAAAGGAAGAUUUAGUGAACUCGGCACAGCAGUACCUAGGGGCAUAUGCUUUGGAAGGGAACAGGCAGGCAUUUUCUCACUCCAACCUUGAAACUCCAGAAAUCAAAAGGAGUGCUUUCACCGAGGUCAAGAAGGCACUGCAGAGCCUCAAACACAGUGCCAAGAACCUGAGCUCCAACACCGAGAACAAGGGCAGUGGAAGGCCAAGCAGUGGCCCGUUGGAGAAGCAGCUGAACAUGAGGCAGGUCUUGAUGGAGACGCAGCCUCAGUGCCGCAUUGAGAGCUCCUCACUGGCCAGCGCCUUCACCUCUGUGUCUCAGCCCAUCGGCAGCUCGGAGAGGAAGAGUGCUUUCAGCCAGCCGGCCCGGUCCUUUUCACAGUUAUCGCCCCUGGUCAUGACACCGAAGCUUCUCCCCCCUGUGGACUGUCACCCAACCAUUCAGGACACCAUCUCCUCCAGCAGACUUUACCAGCCUGAACACCUGACUGCUAAGCUCCAGAGCUCUGAGCUAGGCAGCAAUUGUCCGGUUCCAGCUGGUAUCCCCAAACAGAGCCCCUUUCUUUAUGCAACAGCGUUUUGGCCAAAGACCUCUGGACCUAUCCAGCUGCAGAUGGCUUCUGCGCUCACUCUCCUCCCUCCCUCCUUCACCUCGCUCUGCCUCCCUGCCCAGAACUGGUGUGCCAAAUGUAACGCUUCUUUCCGCAUGACCUCUGACCUGGUUUACCACAUGAGGUCCCACCACAAAAAAGAAUACGCCUUGGAGCCCCUGAUAAAGCGACGGCGAGAGGAGAAGCUGAAGUGUCCCAUCUGCAACGAGUCGUUCAGGGAGCGGCAUCACCUCUCGCGACACAUGACGUCUCACAACUAGCUUUUUUUGUGGAAAUGCUCAUUCAAUGACAUUAUUCGCCGCUACUAUCAAAAUGGGAUUAUUGUUUAAAUGGAGUCACAGUCUUUUCUUCAUUUCAAAAGGAUAUUGGGUUUUUUUUCCCCCUCAAAUCUCAUGUUUUCAGCAUAUGCAAAAGCAUUUUGACCAUGAGAAAAAACUAAGCACUUACUUUGGGAAUAAAUGAGAUGCUAAUUAUGUAUGUAGAUGUAAGUUGUAUUUUAUAUUUACAGAAAAUAAAUAAAGUGUAGGUGCAUUUAAUUGGAUAUUUUUUCAUGUUAUUAAUUAAGGGUUAAUUAUUGAAAUACGUUGGAUUAUGAUGUCCGAUUAUAUGCGAGUGCAUGUAAUAUUAAAUAGAUUGAUUUAAUAUGCAGUCUAUAAAAACAUUGUAAAUAGCAGUUUUUUCCCUGUUUUUCCAAAUAUAAAGUGUAAUAUUUUGUGUGUGUGGUAUAGUUUCAGUGUUUCUUCAUUUUGCUGAAAUUUACUACAUGAUACUUUAUCUAAUCAUGUUGAAUGCUUUCCCAAUAAAAUAGCUUUAUUUU
This is a messenger RNA of Paramormyrops kingsleyae, 2454 nucleotides long. It is a transcript of the gene prdm8b, whose product is annotated as PR domain containing 8b. The record is from RefSeq and is a predicted model, not a curated record. Gene Ontology annotation, cellular component: nucleus. Gene Ontology annotation, biological process: regulation of DNA-templated transcription; oligodendrocyte development. NCBI's taxonomy places the organism in Eukaryota, Metazoa, Chordata, Actinopteri, Osteoglossiformes, Mormyridae. Gene Ontology annotation, molecular function: protein binding.